This is a messenger RNA of Populus trichocarpa (black cottonwood), 856 nucleotides long. RefSeq lists its product as uncharacterized. NCBI's taxonomy places the organism in Eukaryota, Viridiplantae, Streptophyta, Magnoliopsida, Malpighiales, Salicaceae. Bases 1 to 684 code for a protein of 227 amino acids. The record is from RefSeq and is a predicted model, not a curated record. The transcript is spliced from 4 exons.
AUGGCGACGCAAACUAGCAAAACGCCAAAUGAAUCCCGCACCGUCGCCACAAAGGUGGCCAAGCGAAAGCUGAACCGACUCCUACUUUCUUCUCUUCUCUUCUCUCAGCAAUCUGAGUCGUAUCUCAUUCUCAGCCUUCUUCAUGAGUCAAGCUCUGGAAUGCUGGUUACUGGAAUUGACUUGUCAAAUCUAAUUCUGAUACCGAUGAAAACAGAACAAGUAAUGAAGCAGCUGAAACCAACUUUUUUCAGGAAUGUUGUGAAAGAUAUUCCAAGACCUGGUCCAAGUUCUCCAGGAGACAACAUGAAAGUUAACGUGGUUGAUUGCAAAGCGCAGGAACUUGUUUCUCCAAAUGCUCCUUUAGAAGAGGACAGACCUGGGGAAGUAAAAAUGGAGGCUUCCAUAACACCAGAUGAUGUUAUACGAGCUGGUGGCUUUGGAGCUAGAGAUGAUAUAAAUAGCUUUCUUCCUGUUGCAAGUGAUUCAACAGGCUUUGAAGCAACAAUCCUUGAUGCUAGAAACUAUGAAGAGCCACAGGGAGAAAUACAAAGACCAGGUCUUGACUGGACAGAAGCGACAGAAAGGAAGCAGUUGUUUUGCCAGUCCUUGAGACCUAGUUGCCACAGACAACUUUUUCUGGUGGUUCUGGCUUCUGAUAUUUUGUGGCAUGUUCGUAACAUGUAACUCCGUGGUUUAAAUUUAUUAAUUAUUUAUUUCAUGUUUCUGUUUGCAUGAUUUUGGUAUUCAUGAAAUACAGAUAGACGCUUGCUCCUCGCUCAAAGAAAUAAAAGAAAUUUAAGUUCAUGAUCCGUUUAAAAAUCAUCAUGAGCUAAUACUAUAAGCCCUCUUUACAGAA